Molecule: messenger RNA, 1117 nt
Organism: Purpureocillium takamizusanense
Lineage: Eukaryota; Fungi; Ascomycota; Sordariomycetes; Hypocreales; Ophiocordycipitaceae
Exons: 1
Coding region: 125-1117 (330 amino acids)
Source: RefSeq, a predicted model, not a curated record
UCACCACGAGUGAGACAUCUGCGAGCGAGGUGACGUAGUGAAGCCCACGAAGAUCUCGCACACGCUGUGCUUUGUACAAUUCUUUGGAUCGUAUCGAACCGAACCGAACCGAACCGACAUCGACAUGGCAGCAGCAGCAGCAGCACGCAAGGGCCCUGCCAUUGCCGGCUUCACGGCCCUCUCGGACCAGGUGUUUGUGCGCGACGCCACCACCAGCACCGCCAGCACCACCAGCGACGGCAGUGAUGACGACCCGACGACCGUCAUCAUCUACGGCUGGGGCGACGGCCUGCCCAAGCACGUGGCCAAGUACGCCGACGGCUACCGCGAGCUGUUCCCCGCGGCGAGGCAGGUGGUGGUGCUGUCGCCCAUCGCGCGCGCCAUGUUCUCGGACCUGCGGCAGCGCGCCGAGCACAUGGAGCCCGUCGUCAAGGCCGUCUUUGGCGGUGACGAUGAUGAUGAGGGAACGGGAACGACGAGCAACAAGACGGAGGGGAACAGCAGCAGCAGUAACAGCACAAGGGCACCGCGGGUGCUCGUCCAUACCAUGUCCAACACGGGGGCCGUCAACUACGCGGCGACGCUGCACGCCUACCGCGAAGCGCAGCAGCAGCAACUGCGAAACAACAGCACCACGCCGACGCCGAUGCCCCACGACCUGCUCAUCAUGGACUCGACGCCCGGCAGCACCGAGAUGAGCGCCGCCAACGUCUCGCGGUGGUCGCGCGCCAUGGCCAUCGGCACGGCGGCCUGGUUCCCCUGGCCGCGGGCCGCGACGCAGGCCAUCUGGGCGGCGGUGCUGUGCCUCAACGCGCUGUACGCGGCCGUCAUCGGGCGCGAGAGCGCGGGCGCGUGGAGCCGCCGCGCCGUCAACGACGGGGCCUACGAGGCGCCCGCCGCCCGCAAGCUGUACCUCUACAGCCGCGAGGACGACCUCAUCGCGUGGGAGGACGUCGAGGCGCACGCCGCCGAGGCGCGCGAGCGCGGCUGGGAGCCGGACGUGGAGCUGUUCGAGGGGAGCGGGCAUGUCGGGCACAUGCGCAGGCAUCCACGGCAGUACUGGGGUGCGAUCCGGGCGUCGUGGGAGAAGGCAGGGCGUGGGCGCGGGAGGGAGUGA